UUUCUUCUCGUUCGUUCAGGCCGGAGAAUUGGGGAGUGGGCGGGUGACGUAGCCGUAGUUUCCCGGGACCGUGCACAUACACCCACACAGCAGCACGCCGUGGGGGUGCACCGGAGCCGCUCACCUCGCCGCUCACCUCGCCGCUCAAGGACACCUGGGAGACCCUGGCAUCUACCUCGCCAGUGGCGCUGUCCAUCGCUUGUGGGAAGGGGGACCUCUGCCAGGCUAGAGCCCGGGCGGUGCCAGCAAGAUGGUGUCGUGGAUCAUCUCUAAAGCCGUGGUGCUGGUGUUUGGCAUGCUGUACCCGGCUUAUAAUUCCUACAAGGCUGUGAAGACGAAAAAUGUGAAAGAAUAUGUCCGAUGGAUGAUGUACUGGAUUGUUUUUGCCCUUUACACUGUAACAGAAACAUUAGCAGAUUUAACAAUAUGCUGGUUCCCUUUGUAUUAUGAGCUGAAGGUUGCUUUUGUUAUCUGGUUAUUAUCACCGUACACUAGAGGAGCCAGCUUGUUGUACAGGAAAUUUUUGCAUCCUCUCCUCUCUUCAAAAGAAAAGGAGAUUGAUGACUACAUUGUACAAGCCAAGGAGAAAGGUUAUGAAACGAUGGUGAAUUUUGGCAAGCAAGGCUUGAAUCUAGCUGCUACUGCUGCUGUGACUGCCGCUGUGAAGAGCCAAGGGGCCAUUACUGAACGUUUACGAAGCUUCAGUAUGCAUGACUUAACAGCCAUACAGGGUGAUGAGACCGUAGGGGGCAAAUCCUACCCAUCUUUAUCUGAAGCUCAAAAGAAGCCUAAACCUGCUAAAAGUGAAGGGCCAGGAUUCAGCUCUUUAAGAAACUAUUCUGGAGAUGACAAAACAGACGAGGAUACAGAAGGGGCUCACUCAGAGGAUGAAAUGUACACACAAACGGGACUGCGGAGAUCACAGAGCAUGAGAUCUGUUAAGGUCGUCAAAGGCCGCAAAGAGGUACGGUAUGGAUCAUUGAAGUACAAAGUGAAGAAGAGACCCCAAGUUUAUUUUUAAUGGGACCAAGCGGAACCUCCUGAACUGCUGUAUUGCAAUAAUUCUGUACUGCGUGAGAUACUGCACAUUUCAGAACCAGCAUUAGAAUCCAGGAAAUGAGUACAGUGCAUCUGAGAACUAUUUAUUGUUUUUAUGUUUUGUGGAAUAUUUUAUACCUGCAACUAUCCUAUGACGAAUGGGAUCCAUGGUCUCGGCCACACUACAAGUGGUUCUUACUAGUGUAUUUCUUCACCACUAAUACUUAAGGAAUGGAUCCUAGGCUGCGUGAUAUUAUGGAUGUGUGAUUGGGUGGAGGGACUGCGAGACUGGACCUCCUCCACUGGGUGUUUAUUAUAUUUUUAUGCAAAAGUAUUUGUCUUACAUACAAUAUGGGUAUUUUCUACGCUUUGUAAUGCCUUACUAUAAACUGACAAGUAGCGCUGUCCUUUAAAUGGAAGCUGUUUUUCUGAGAACAAUCCUAUUUGUCACAUUGCUGCCGGGUGCUCUAUAUGUGAUAAAGCUUAUUGCUUCUUUAGUUAGAAACCACGCACUCAGACCAAAAAUAAUAGAACGUUUUUAGAUUAAAAAAUUAUAUUGUCUUAAAUACAUUGAGCCAAAAGGUGUGUCCACAAUGCACGGGUACCCUGAGUAGGAACGCUGGCAUUUUCAUGUACUUCUGUAUGUGACUAAUAGUAAUUCUAAUAAGGGUAAUUCUCCAGAAAGUGAACAUCAAGUCCUGUGCUAUUUUUUUUUUUUUUUACCUUUUAAACUGGUCUGUUAGGAAAUUGUUCUCGUAUGAAAACUUUGUUGCUUAGCAGCAAUGCCUUACCCUAUAAUUUAAGACCCACUAAAAUCUUGGUAUUUUGGAGAAGUAUGUCGUUUGAAUUUGUGUAAAUGUCCCAUGUAUCACGGAGAAUCGGCCAUAAGUACAUGGAACACUGUAAACAAAUUUUGUAUAGGUUUACUAUGUAAUUAAGAUGCAGAAUUCAGGAAAAAGUUUAGGAAUUUCUUCCUGGGGUUCUGUCUGUGUGGCACAAAAGGUAUUGUUGUAAGACGACAACUCUAGUUCCGCUGCAAGUCUGUUUUACACUUGGAAAAUCUUACACGCGAUAGUCUAUGUAUCAAUAAACUUACAGCUGUGUAUGUAUUUACUUUUUGGGUGUUUUUGGAAUCAUAAUGGUUUUAUGAUCUGGUCUUUUUAAAUUCCUUUUGUGUUUUUUAGAUUUUGUUUGUCUCCUUCAGUGUUCAUUUUUUUUUUUUUUUUUUACUUUUUUCCCCUACUGUGCAUAGACAACCUUUGAGCUUGCUUUCAAAUGGAAUAUUGUCUUUUGAUGCCUGUAGAUCCACUGCUGGCGGUGGAGCAAGCCACAGGGUGAAAAGCUUGGCAGAGAGAUUCAUACUUUUAUUUUUCAGAAUAAUUGCAUUGGUUUACAUUUGCAGUUUGUUUAUACUGAUGUUACAGCUCCUUUUUUGGUUAUAUCGCUUAAUCUAGUUAUUAGUUGUAUUAUUUUUAGUAAUUAAACUGGAUGUUUUGCAACCAUCUAGGUUCAUAUUGCAUGCAGGCGGAUUAUGCAGAACUAGUCCGCCUGUACGUUACAUGAUGUUUCUUUGUUUCAUACUCAUUAUGCAUUUAUUAGCUUGAAUGGUACAUUUGUUGUUUUCAUUUCUACAUUAGAUCAUGAGAUGAUGUAUUUUAUUUUUGGGAGAGGGAUUAAUAUAUGUUUUCGGUCUUAGGUUAGUUACAUACUGUCAUUUGGUAAAGAGGUUCCAGCUUGUAUUAGUGUCAUUGAAAGCAAUGACAUACUUAGGUAAGUCAGCCUCCACUUAGCAAUGCGUCAGCCUUCACUGUGUUUACUCCAAAGCUGCCACGUAAAAUAAACAGAUCUGAUCGCUAAUGUGCGUUUUCGCACAGCGGGUGAGCAGGUCAUAACAGCGCAUGCUUAUACACUGCAAUGCACACACGUGUCGGACGACAACAACGGGGAUCGCCGGUCAGCGACGGGAUGGUGCGAAAAUCUGUUCGCACGGGCGUUCCCAAGGUGAUUGACAGGAGGAAGCAGUUUGUGGGUGGUAACUGACCGUUUACAGGGAGUGUUCUGGAAAAUGCAGGCGUGCCCGAGCGUUUUAAGGGAGUGUGUCUGACGUCAGCUCCGGCCCAGAUCAUCCUGAUUCAAUCGCCCUGGAAGAGUAAAUCCUGGGCUGCGCAGAGACUGCGCGCACACAAUUUUAGCAGCUCAGUGUACACAUAGCAUUGCUCACUUGCACGGCGAAAAUACACUCCCACUGCAAAAAUCGCACCACAGCAAUCAGAUCUGAAUGGCCCCCAGAGUCCCCAUUACGUUAUAAGUAUUUUCUUAGUGCAGCUUUGGUGCUUAGUUAGGUGUUGAGACCGUGUAGACUGUAAACCACAAAGUACCUACUGAAAUACAUGGGCAGUGUACGUAACAAUGCAUCAUAAGAAUGUUUUUCUUGGAGCAAAUAUUGAAAAGUAUAAAGUGCUAUAAGGGAAAGAUUCCUGACCAUGUUCAAAGUAGUACUGGACAUAUCAACUCGUCUUCAGUGUUGUCAAAACAAUACCAAGUGAGAGAGCCGGCGUCCAGCUUGCUUCUGAAGCUCUGGACCCCCCCAGUUGCUUUCUUAUGAGGCUUGGGGAACUGAUUUUCCUGGCUCUGUAUUGCUACACGCAGCAGUGGUGGUGUUUAGCAGCACUAGGGCUAAAUACCUGAAUUUCUGCAAAACUGGACCAUGGAGCCUCCGAUAAUUCCAAACACUGUAGUAGUGAUAAAGCAGGGCCUGCAUAUCUGGUUUUGUAUCUGUUCCAAUUGUAUACUGGUGGUGCUAGUGAUCUGCUUUCUAUAGUACACAUUAUUACACAGGUAUUUAUGUCACUUAGGAAGUGAUGUAGUUAUUGAAUCGACAGUAACUAUGUCAACAGUGACUGUGGGUACGGGAGCGACGUAGGGACGGUCCAUCAUGCAUACCCAACCCCUUAGGAAUUGCAGGCAGGGUACAUACUGUCCACUGUUCUCCCCUAGGGCACAAGUGUGCAAUCUGUGUCUUUACACUUGUAGACUGACCAUUAUCAGAGGUACCCUGAUUAUCAGUUUGUUCUCUUGGGAGCAAUCUCAUUUCCAGGCUUUACAGUUAUGCCACAUUGACAUUUUUGCGUCUCACAUUUCCUGUGCUGUAAAAAAAUUUUGCAUUGAUCCUAGAGAUCUUAACUCCGUGGAGACUGAUCAAUUUGGGAUGCUCAGUAGCCGCCCUCUGAAACAUAUAUGAUCACCGUGUUAGACAGUUCUGGAAGUUUCCGGUUAGCAAUGGCGUAUCUAUCAUGAGUGCAGAGUGUGUGGUGCACUCAGUACAGACCACUAUGGCUGCCCCUACUUUUAUCCCCUCUGCUCACUGCUAGUGCCAUCGUUUUAGUAAUAUAUUUAGAAAGAUGACUGCGCAGGAGCUAUGCUACUCUCUCUCUGUGCCAGUCUUUGCCCUACAUGUGCCAUCUUGCGGAAUAUAUUACUGGAAAGAUGGCGCCAUCCAGGUUAGGACACUCUUAAAACGCCUCUGCCGGUCAGUGCUUCUUCAUGCUAGAUGAUUACAUCGGUAUUCUGCGCUAACAGUGCUGUGUGGAGAGUUACUAAUCUGGCCUGCUUAAUAUACUGCACAUUGACGUUUCUGGGAGUUCAUUCAUAUGUAUAAACUGUUUGUUUCUGGAAGGGGAGCGGCAAGGGGAGAAUGUGGGGAGCAGUAAAUGUCCGAUAUUCAUGGGCUAGGAUGAUCAGUACAUUGUUCCCCAGUUGUGAACACAUUUUUUUUGUCUUAAUGCAUUCACACUGGGGGCAAUUUAAUAGGGAAUGAUCCUGUAAAGUGUUGAUUUUUUUUUUCUGUGAUUUUACAGCGGUGCACAAAUAUCACUGACCGAGCGUAAUUGGGUGUACGUCUAACAUCUCUACAUUUUUCCAAAGAUGGAAAGUUGUAUAAUGCAGAUGAGAUAAGAGACUGUUCAUCUGAGUGUUUCCUGUGAAAAGGAGCAUAAUGUUUUUAAUCUAUCUCCUGUAUUAGAUAUAUGUAAUCAAAUAUUACCUUAUUCAGGAAUGUUUGUAUAAUGACACAUUGAUGUAGCAAAACUUUUUGUACCACCAAUGAUAAAAGAAGCGUUCCUUGCUUAAUCACAAGUGAUAACACCACUGAUCACUGGUUACUAGUGUUUGUGCAUCACACUUGCCUGCUUUGGAGACCUCCCAUGCUGGAUCCUGUUUGUGAUGUCCAAAAAGCAAUGGGUGUGAUUAGUGUCAUCGCAAAAGGUGGUAUGACACUUAUGUUGACACAAUUUGCUUUAGCAGGCCCUGCCCACUGCCGCACAAUUAUGUGACUAGCAUCCACGCAAGCAGCAGCAGUGCCUCAUUAACAGGAGUCCUGUUCCACGCAAUUAACAAGAAAGCAAGUGGGAUAUGGGAAUGAGGCCUGCCCCAAAAUUCAGCAGUCCAUAAACAAGUAUAUUACGUUUGUUAUUUUGGCAGUGGUAUAUAAUGAUAUUAGAAGUCAUCAAGAGUUCCAGGACCUGCAAGAAACCUGCAUAUUGUAUUCUAUACCUCCUAGUGUCCUUAUAACUUGCAAUAGAGGACUCUAUAAUUAACCCAGCAGACAAUACAGGGUCUCCCAAGGUAACAGCCGCUCUCCUUCCAAACUGCCUGUUCUGACUGAUAUUAGUAUGGGUUGUUGUUUUUUUGCAUGCUGAUAAAUAAUGCAAUAAUACUUCCAAAUCAAUCAACUAAAAUCACUUAGUGAUUGUGCUGAAUUUUUGAGAAUGCUUGAAUUUUGUAAUAGACUAACACUAUAUAUGCUGCUUUGUAAGCUCGAGAAAUGCAAAAAUGCUGGAUUUUUUUGCAAAUGAGUCUAAUAAAAACUUCAGAAAUACAGAA
This is a messenger RNA of Pseudophryne corroboree (corroboree frog), 5919 nucleotides long. It is a transcript of the gene REEP3, whose product is annotated as receptor accessory protein 3. The record is from RefSeq and is a predicted model, not a curated record. Gene Ontology annotation, cellular component: cytoplasmic microtubule; endoplasmic reticulum membrane. Gene Ontology annotation, molecular function: microtubule binding. Bases 251 to 1021 code for a protein of 256 amino acids. The transcript has 8 exons. Lineage: Eukaryota; Metazoa; Chordata; Amphibia; Anura; Myobatrachidae.